AUGUCAGACUCUCAGAAUGCCACUUCAAACACUCAGUCAUCUCUUAUGGGACUGGGAAGAUCAGGGACUUCGUCUCAAGCCAAUGCUGGAAGAUCGGUUGUAUCCCAACAAGAGUUGGUGGAGAAGUGCCUCAGCACAGUUGAUGACUACAAACAGGGCAUCAUCACAAAACAAGAAGCAAUUGUCACUAUCGCAAAGACUGUUGUAUCAGCAACCAACAAAGCCUCAGACCAAGCUGAAUCUUUUAUUGCCACACCAUACUUUGACAUGCUCGACGAAUGGUCGAGAGAACUUGAAAGAUCUAGAGCCUCUCAGAGGAUGGACUUCAACGGGAGCAAAGCACUGAGCAGGAUGAACCUGCUCGAAAGCGAUGCAAGUUGGAUCUCACCUGUCUUGGAUGAGCCGAACAAUCCUUUAGAGGAGGUCAGCUCUCCGCAAACCUCACACGUACUAACAAAAUCCUCCUUAACUGGUCUCAAGACCCCAAAGAAAUGGGCAGAAAUUGUUGCCAGUAAAUGUGUUAACCUCGACGCCAUACAUUCCAUCAUCUCUUCCUCACAUACCAUUGACAAAUGUACCGAGAUGAUCAAAGAUAUUGAGAUCAAGUUCUCUGGAACUUCAGAAGCAGUGUCGAAGAAAAUCACAACUGCUGUGCAAUGGUCUGCGGCAUGGAACAGGACUGCAAGAGCCAUUAAGUUUGCUUUCCCUUAUCGAGAGGAUGAGCUCACUGCGUAUGGAGAAUAUAUCAAUGACAAAUUUGACCGCAGACUCGAGCGAACCCAUGAAAGAAUUAUUUGCUUUGAUAAAGCCAUCAGGAACCGAGCCGCGAACUUGUGCAGAGUUGAACUAUCCGACUUCGCAGCCUUCACCAACAUCUACAAGUCCCACUUCCAAUCUAAUGGCAGACACUGCGACGAAGAUAAGCAAUCUGCAUCUGGUGCACCUGCAUGGGCCAAAUCUGUCUUCAUGCUCAAACCUGUUGGUAUGCGCAUGUUUGCUCGUACUCACAAGACGGAAGACUCUAUGCAAGGCGUCACACAGAAACAGGGACUUAUUUGGUCACCCACAGAUGCUACUUUUAGUCCGACCACACAUUCUUCAGAAUAUGCAGAACCUGUACCUUUACCACCAUUGAAUGAGAUCUCUGACAGUGAUGCUGCACGGACCAUCGCUCAGAGACCCGACCUCUUUCGUAUUGUGACACCUAUUAACGUUGACCGGUUCAAAGAGCUUCUUUUGGACCACCCGAAUCAACCUUUCGUUAAGUCUGUUUGUCAAGCAUUGCAUCAAGGUUUCUGGCCUUGGGCUGAUACCUCUGAUGAUUCGUAUCCUUCUAUCAAUGACAACUCAUCACACACAUGUGCUAAAUCAAACGACCAGCUUCGCUUCAUUGAGGAUCAAAUAUGUGAGGAGAUACGUUUAGGGCGACUAUCGGAGAGCUUUGGCACUGAACUUUACCCGGGCAUGUAUAGUGUCCCAAUGCACACUGUACCAAAACCAAACUCUGACAAACUUUGCCUGGUUGUAGAUCACACUGUGGGCAAUUACUCCCUGAACUCCAUGAUUGAACGUGAUGCUAUCAAAGGUACUAAACUUGAUGGUUUGCACUCACUUGGAGUGUUGUUACUUCGCUUUUGCAAGCAACACCCUAACAUAGAGCUGGUAAUGUUCAAGUCUGACGUUUCACAAGCCUUUCGUCGGCUGCCCAUGCAUCCUCUAUGGCAAGUAAAGCAAAUCUUGACCAUCCAUGGACAAAGACACGUUGAUCGGAACAAUAACUUUGAUGGUAGAGGAUCCCCCAAAGUAUGGAUUUCAUUUAUGUCUCUUGUAGCUUGGAUCGCCAUUCAUUGCGCCUUCAUUGACACUCUCAAAACUUACAUGGACAACUCCUUUUCUUUUGAGAUCUCGGAUCGAGUCCUUUAUUAUGUGCCUUACGACUGUUGCUUCCCCGCAAAACAAACUCAUCUCUUGCAAUUAUGGGAUGAACUCAACCUGCUGCAUGAGCGGCCCAAACAACUUUUUGGUACUUCCUUGACUGUAAUCGGCUUCAAUGUAGACCCAAACACUAUGAGGGUGUCGCUGCUGGAUCACAAGAAAGCUGAGUUAGUUGUCGAGCUGCAUCAUUUUGCCCACAAGAAUCACCAUUGGACCCUGCACAAAUUCCAACAUCUUGCAGGUUGGUGUGAGUGGAGCUUUAACGUCUUCCCGCUGUUGAAACCUGGUCUGUCGGUGCUCUACAACAAGAUCCAGGGGAAGACCAACACUUUUGCUCAGAUACACACUAACAAUGCGCUACUCCGCAAGCUACAUUGGCUGGCUGACCAUAUUGAACGUUCCGACGGAUUACAUUUCUUCAAAUGCCUAGAUUUCGAUCCCUUACGGGAUGAUGUGGUAGUGGUCUACACAGACAUGUCAGCGGCUGGAUUAGGUCUCUGGUUUCCAGAUGAUAACUUCGCCUGCUAA
Molecule: messenger RNA, 2463 nt
Organism: Suillus paluster
Lineage: Eukaryota; Fungi; Basidiomycota; Agaricomycetes; Boletales; Suillaceae
Exons: 5
Coding region: 1-2463 (820 amino acids)
Source: RefSeq, a predicted model, not a curated record